Blepharisma stoltei is the source of this 261-nucleotide messenger RNA. The record is from the annotation of a GenBank genome assembly. Lineage: Eukaryota; Ciliophora; Heterotrichea; Heterotrichida; Blepharismidae.
AUGGUAGAACACCCGCCUAUAGGAAGUGAUAAUUGUACUCUAUGUCCAGCAGUAAGGCAAUGACUUUUCUCUGUUAUUGGUAUUUAUUUUACAGUCAACUAUAUCAAAUCAAUGCCCUUUCCUACAUGAAAAUCUCACAUAAUUGGCUUGGUUUCACCUAUUAUCUUUUAUGGGGCUGCAUAUACUCAAUAUCUUGCGAAAUUAGCAGCUCGUAGAAGGUUCAUAGAGCAGAGUCUACAGAAUGAUAUCAAAGAAUCCUAA